Molecule: messenger RNA, 1242 nt
Organism: Meloidogyne enterolobii
Lineage: Eukaryota; Metazoa; Nematoda; Chromadorea; Rhabditida; Meloidogynidae
Source: the annotation of a GenBank genome assembly
AUGGAAGAACUGCAAGAAGAAACUGUUGAAAACAACGACAAUAAUGACGAAAUUGGGACUUUUAAAGAAUUGGGAAUAAAUGAAGAAUUGUGCAGUGCUUGUGAACGUAUUGGUUGGAAAAAACCUAUGCCUAUACAACAAAAGGUUAUUCCGAUUGCCUUAAAGGGAAGAGAUGUGAUUGGAUUGGCAGAAACUGGUUCUGGCAAAACUGCAGCAUUUGCUCUUCCAAUACUUCAAUCCUUAAUGUCCAAUCCACAGCGUCUCUUUGCCGUUGUAUUGGCUCCGACGAGAGAACUUGCAUUUCAAAUUUCGGAUCAAUUUGUGGCUUUAGGUGCAACUAUCGGCCUCCAAGUCUCUACAAUUGUUGGUGGUAUUGAUAUGUCAACACAAACAUUGUCUCUUUCUAAAAGGCCUCAUGUUAUUGUUGCAACUCCUGGUCGUCUUGUUGAUCACCUCGAAAACACUAAAGGUUUUGAUCUUCGAUCAGUCAAAUAUUUGGUUUUGGACGAAGCGGAUAGAAUACUUAAUAUGGACUUUGAAUUGGAAUUGGAUAAAAUUCUUAAAGUUAUUCCAAAUACAAGGCAUACAUUUUUAUUUUCGGCAACUAUGACGCACAAGGUUUCAAAGUUAGAAAGGGCCCAUUUAAAGAAGCCUGUUCGUGUUGAAUUGUCUACCAAAUAUCAAACUGUUAGCACAUUGAUUCAAAAUAUGCUCUUUAUUCCCUUCAAGUAUAAGGAAGCUUAUCUAGUCCACGUUUUGAACGAAAAAGCAGGCAAUACAGCAAUAGUUUUUUGUUCAACUUGUGCAAGUUCAGUAAAAAUAGCUCUAAUGUUAAGGCAAUUAAGUUUUGGAGCAAUAGCAUUACAUGGACAAAUGUCACAGCCAAAACGUUUGGGAGCUUUAAACAAAUUCAAGAAAAAGGAUAGGCCAAUUUUGGUUUGUACUGAUGUUGCUUCUCGAGGUCUUGACAUUCCUCAUGUUGAUAUGGUUUUAAAUUAUGACGUCCCAACACAUUCUAAAGAUUAUGUUCAUCGUGUGGGAAGGACUGCUAGGGCUGGGAAGUCAGGGAUUUCAAUCACUAUAGUCACCCAAUACGAUGUUGAAAUUUAUCAAAAAGUUGAAAAUUCUAUUGGAAAGAGGCUUGACCCGUUAGAAAUUAACCAUGAAGAAGUGAUGAAAUUGGUGGAAAGAGUUUCUGAAGCUGGAAGGAUGGCUGCAAAUGUAAAUUUAUUUAUAAAUUAA